UCCGUCUCAUCAUUUAUCUAACAGGAGGCACCCAGAAACAACCAUUUUUAUUUCCAGGAUCGUAAACAGCCUGGUUCUAUCCGUUUGGGUGUCAGGGCUUAAGUUUUGGCAUAAGGGUUUAUAUAAGGUCCUGUGGCUGAGCGUGUUUAUAGUGAAGACAUAUCAAGAAGAGAGGGAUGCUAAAGUAGCCAUGGAGUUGUCUCCCCAGCCUGCCAUUGGAGAGGAAUUUGGCUCAUUAAAUACCACAGACUACCCAACUAUCACAAACUAUGAAGAACACAGUCUUCCAGCCUCAGACACAACCAUCAAUUCGGACCAAACUACCGAUUUCUAUUCCGACGAUGGUCACUUCUGUGAGAAGACAGAAGUGCAGAGAUCGGGGGCUAUCAUCAUGUCUGUGGUCUUACCUCUGGUAAUUGCACUAAGCCUUCUGGGUAAUCUGCUGGUGUUGGUGGUUCUGACCAGGUACGAGCGUCUGAGGGCGCUGACCAAUGCUUUCAUGCUGAAUCUGGCUGUCUCAGAGCUGCUGUUCACCUGCGGCUUGCCGUUCUGGGUCUCCUACCACCUGAUUGGCUGGAGCUACGGUGACGUCACCUGUAAAGCCAUCAGUUUCCUGUUCUAUGCUGGCUACUACAGCAGUGGCUUCUUCCUCAUCGUGAUGACGCUGCAUCGUUACCUGGCUGUGUUCUUUCCGCUGUCUCACCUGGUGUCUGGACCCUCCCACUCUCAGGGCGUCUUGAGCCUGGUCAUCUCGUUGGUUGUCUGGACUAUAAGUCUGUUAGCAGCCACACCUGCAGCCAUCUUCAGUAAGGUCAUUGCUGACACCAACAACCCCAUAGACCCCACAGACCCUGGCCCAGACUACUAUAAUGACCAUGAUGCAGCCAACGACUCUCAAUACUUUCAGCACUGUCAAGUUGAAAAUAUCAGCUGGAGGGAUCUGGGGGUCUACCAGCAGAACGUCCUCUUCCUGUUGAUGUUACUGGUUUUCUGUGUCUGUUACAGCCAGAUCCUGUUCAGGCUGCAUCGGCCCAAAGCAGGAGUCAAGUUUAGGGUCAGUCGUCAGAACAGCGGUGGAGACAGGAGGAACCAGAGGACUGUACGGCUGAUCUUAGGUCUGGUGGUGGUGUUCUUUGUGGGCUGGGCGCCUUUCAACUUGGUCAUCUUCCUACGGACUAGAGGAUUUGACUGUGAUACGAGCAAUGUGUUAGAUUACUGCUUCUAUGUGGCCAGACUGCUGGCUUUCUCCCAAUGUUGCCUGAAUCCUCUGCUGUAUGUUUUUAUUGGGAUGAAGUUCCGGAACCACCUGAAGAGAAUGUUGAAGGGUUGUUGUCAUGGUGUUACCGUUGUCAAUAACCACAACAGCAGUGUUCUGUUCAGGAGCAGCAGACUGACUUCACAGUCCAGUGGGGCGGAUUUCUCACUGUAAACAACAACAGCAUCAGUUUAAACAGCAAGAUAAUUGUUCUGAAUUACAGCAACAGACAGACAUUCGAUACCAUUGCCAUUGUACUAAAUUAGUCUCAAACCAUCUUAAUAUAUUUCACAACCAUUUUCUGUUUGCUAGAUAGUUUGCUUUACAUUAACCUGUGCAAUUCAAUGCUAAUGCAUCUUAUUGGUGUUGUAAUUGGUAGAUAAUGAUUCAGUGCUUAUGCAUCUUAUUCGCAUUGUGUUACAGCCUGUUACAGCCUUAUUCCACCUUCUGUUAUGUUACAGCCUUAUUCUACAUUAUAUUUUGUUACAGCCUUAUUCCACAUUCUGUCAUGUACACAGACCUAUUCCAAAUUCUGUUAUGUACACAGACCUAUUCCACAUUCUGUUAUGUACACAGACCUAUUCCACAUUCUGCUAAGUUACAACCUUAUUCCACAUUCUGUUAUGUACACAGACCUAUUCCACAAUCUGUUAUGUUACAGACCUAUUCCACAUUCUGUUAUGUUACAGCCUCAUUCCACAUUCUGUUAUGUACACAGAUCUAUUCCACAUUCUGUUAUGUAAACAGACCUAUUCCACAUUCUGCUAUGUUACAGCCUUAUUCCACAUUCUGUUAUGUACACAGACCUAUUCCACAUUCUGUUAUGUUACAGACCUAUUCCACAUUCUGUUAUGUUACAGCCUCAUUCCACAUUCUGUUAUGUUAAAGACCUAUUCCACAUUCUGUUAUGUUAAAGACCUAUUCCACAUUCUGUUAUGUUACAGAUCUAUUCCACAUUCUGUUAUGUAACAGCCUUAUUCUGAAAUAGAGUAAAUUUUUCUUUCUUUAUCCAUCUACCCACCAUGCCCCAUAAUGGCAGAGCAAAAAUAUUUUUUUAGAAAGUUUAGCAAAUUUAAAAAAGGAAAUAUAACAUUUACAUAAGUAUUUAGAACCUUGGAAUUGAGCUCAGGUGCAUUGUGUUUCAAGUGAUCAUUCUUGAGAUGUUUCUAAAAACUUGACUGGGGUCCACCUAUAGUAAAUGUAAUUAAUGGGACAUGAUUUGGAAAGGCACACACCUAUCAGUAUAAGGUCCCACAUAGUCC
Molecule: messenger RNA, 2517 nt
Organism: Esox lucius (northern pike)
Lineage: Eukaryota; Metazoa; Chordata; Actinopteri; Esociformes; Esocidae
Product: chemokine XC receptor 1
Exons: 3
Coding region: 191-1429 (412 amino acids)
Biological process (GO): immune response; G protein-coupled receptor signaling pathway; chemotaxis
Cellular component (GO): membrane
Molecular function (GO): chemokine receptor activity
Source: RefSeq, a predicted model, not a curated record